Patiria miniata (bat star) is the source of this 2344-nucleotide messenger RNA. It is a transcript of the gene atxn10, whose product is annotated as ataxin-10-like. Bases 105 to 1634 code for a protein of 509 amino acids. The transcript has 9 exons. Lineage: Eukaryota; Metazoa; Echinodermata; Asteroidea; Valvatida; Asterinidae. Gene Ontology annotation, biological process: neuron projection development. The record is from RefSeq and is a predicted model, not a curated record. Gene Ontology annotation, cellular component: cytosol.
AGGUACCAUACUAGUUCGAUCAAAACAAAUGCAAGAAGUCGGUAAGGAGUGUGGUUCUUUUUGACUCAGAAAACAUCCCAAUUUUUAAUCGAUCCAGGCUGAAAAUGGCAGAAAGUUUUCAACAAGAUGCGGCAGGUGCAGUAAUCGAACCACUGGGAAGUUUUGAUCGUCAUCAAGAUUUGCUUUGUGAGGAAAAGAUGUCAUCAUUGAUCAUCGUUUUGAGGAAGAUUUGCGAGAUGGUGAAACAGUGUGAAGUCAUUAGAAAAAACCUUCCAGCAUCAACUCUGAGGACGAUGUGCAGCAUCAUCCAAGGCUGUGUGACUCCUUUCGAUGCAGACGAGGAUGCCCCACUCCUCAGCAAUCCGUCAGUGCUGGAAGCGUGUUCCUGGUGCUUGAGAUGCCUCAGGAAUGCGUGUGUGCAGUCACCACCUAACCAGCAGACUGUAUGGGAUGCAGGAGCAGUGGAUUCCUUGAAGCAGCUGAUCCAGAUCAUCUCCUCGGCGCCGUCUCCCAAGCAGGAGGAGGAGCUAGUCGUCUGCCUGAGAUGUGCUGUACAGCUCCUGGGUAAUCUCAUCAGUGGUCAGGAGGAACUGCAGGGUCUGGCAUGGCAGGCAGUUUUCCCUCAGACUUUACUCUCUGUGUUUCAGUGCGCGGACCCUAAAGCCUCACUGUAUCUCUGCAUGGUCGUCAAUAUGUGCGUGCAAGGAUCGUCACCUAGGGGAUAUGCACAGCAGCUGUGGACCAGUGAUGAUGGCUACCGGUUGGUGGAGGCUGCCGUUGCACUGUGCGAGACAGAGUCCGAGCAGGAUUUUAGUCUACAGCUUUUGCAGAGCCUGAUUGUCAUCCCCGAGUUCAUCCCAGCUGUCUUCAACCGCCUCACCCCACCCUCCAAAAUCAUCCUCCUAGACAUCUUAGCAGCUUACCUAUCCCAUGGCAGCGAUGACUCUGCCUCUCUGCCCGUGGAGGCUGAAGAUGAGGCAAGUGGGCGAAAGGAAUCUUUUCCUUGCCUUCCUGCUGUCGAGUUCUUGGCUCAGGUCUUUGAAGAAGAGGCUGGCUCCGUCUUUGGUCUGGUGUCGGAAGAGCAGUGGGGUAACAUUGAAAAGGACAAGAAACCCCUGUUUGUGAUGAGACUACUCAACACACUGUGUGAGGCAACUGCACAUCCCGAAGCAAGGAAAAUCCUGCAGCAGAGAAUGUCUUUGCUGGAAUGUAGCCUAGGUCUUCUGGAUCGAGCAAAUAGUGCUGGCAAAAAGAGCGGCAACCACUUCACGUCCACGCAGACUCUAGAGGGCGCCAGUGCACAAGCCAAUCCAUUCUUCGGUUUUAAAAGGGACUUGGUUCGUCUGAUCGGCAACAUGUGCCACAGCCACACGGCUAACCAGGACAAGGUGCGAGAGCUCCAUGGUAUCCCAGUCAUACUGGAGCAGUGUAACAUUGACGACAGCAAUCCAUUCAUCAGCCAGUGGGCCAUCUUUGCCAUCCGAAACCUCUGCGACGGCAACCUGCAGAACCAGGCAGUCAUCGCUGAGAUGUCCAACCAGGGAGUGGUCAACAAUGACCAGCUGGAGCAGUACGGCUUCCAGGCCGAGUGCCGCGAGGGCAAGAUGUACUAUCGGCCGUCAAGGAAGAAGUGACGGGUUAAGUGAAUGACAUUCAAAAACAUUAUUUAUUUUCUGCUUGUUUGUCAUGAAUUCCUGUCCUCGGUCCAGACCCAAGGUAUGGUCAGUACUUGCCUCUGAUGAGCGCUGUAAAGAUUUCAGGCUGAGUGCCAUGAGGGCAAGAUGUACUAUCGGCCGUCAAGAAAGAAGUGACGGGUUAAGUGAAUGACAUUCAAAAACAUUAUUUAUUUUCUGAUUGUUUGUCAUGAAUUCCUGUCCUCAUUCCAGACCCAAGGUCUUGGUCAGUACUUGCCUCUGAUGAGCGCUGUAAAGAUUUCAGGCUGAGUGCCAUGAGGGCAAGAUGUACUAUCGGUUGUCAAGGAAGAAGUAGUGGUUUUUGAUUCUAUGCACAAGCACCCACUCAUCAGUGGGUAAAAAUAUAAGUUGUGAGGAAGACUCUUGACUGCAUUGCCGCUGGACCCUUGGUACAACCUGCAUAAAAGCAGAUGUGCUUACUUCACACUAUACACACACAAACCAGCACCUGGUGUGUCCUACACACGUAGCUCUUGUAGACAGGGCCCAAUUUCAUAGAGCUGCUUAAGCACAAAAUUUGCUUAAGCACGAAAAAACAUUGCUUAGUAAAAUCACGUAACCCGCCAAAACUCCAUACGAUGUACAUUGCUUGUGACUGGUAUUUAGCUGUUGUUUACUUAGCAUAACAAUCGAGUGGAGUUUUGGCCGGU